This is a messenger RNA of Darwinula stevensoni, 3275 nucleotides long. The record is from the annotation of a GenBank genome assembly. Lineage: Eukaryota; Metazoa; Arthropoda; Ostracoda; Podocopida; Darwinulidae.
AUGCUCGGGCCGGCGUCGACGCCAGGUCCAGUCCCUGACAUGGACGUCUCCAUGGACACGGGAUCCGCGAUUGAUUGACGAGGGGGAUUGAGCCAUGCGUUGGAGAUCGGGGACCUGGAUGGAUACAUUCCUGAAGACCAUGACCCUCCCGACUCCCACUUGUACUUUGGGGGAGUUGUGGGGGAGGAUGAUGUUGGAUGCCCUCCACCCCCACCUCCACAGCCUCCACCUCCCUUGGAGGUCCCACCUGACCCCAAUCUACACCACAGAACCAGCCUUUUCCUGCCUGACAGUCCACCAGACUCAAGCUCUGAGCCUCCUUUCUCUCCACAGGAAAGCAGAAAUACCUCCCCUGGUCACAAAGGGAGCUCUCUUGUCCUGGUGAAUGGUGUAAAUGGAGAUAUGGUCCAGUAUGGUGGCUACUCAAACACGUACACAAAUCUCAAUAUCUCACACAUAUCUGAGCACUAUGGAGGAUAUGGAGGGGCUGGACCUGUGCACCCAGUGGAGGAGGGAGGGCAGGAAGGUUCAGGUAUAGGUGGGUCAUCAGGACGCAAAAGGCCUCUUCAGGACCCUGGUACCCAGCCACUGGAUCCCAAGCAUCUCAAGAACCUUGUGAAGGAGGAGCCUCGGUUGUCCCCACAUGCGGGGAUUCUGGCCGAUGAGGAGUAUUCCUUUGAUGGCUUAGCCUCUCCUGGAGGCACCAACAGUGAUGGAAGCCUUCAGUGUAUCAGAUUUUCUCCCUUCCAGCAGAGCUCCUGGUGCACCCUCACUGACAUCAACCUGAAGGAAUUGGAGCUGCCAAUGUACAAGGUGGAUGCAGAUAAGGGCUUCAACUUCUCCAAUGCAGAUGAUGCUUUUGUGUGCCAGAAGAAGAAUCACUUCCAAAUUACAUGCCACAUCCAGAUGUAUGGUGAACCAGCCUUUGUCCAGACACCAAAUGGUCUCCAGAAGGUUGAUGGUUUCUCUGUCCAUUUCUAUGGAGUCAAGAUGGAAUCACCUUCGCAGACGAUCCGCAUUGAGCAGUCUCAAUCUGAUCGAACCAAGAAACCUUUUCAUCCUGUUCCGGUAGAAGUGAGUUCAUCCAUGGUGACAAAAAUGACUGUGGGGAGACUCCACUUCAGUGAGACAACAUCCAACAACAUGCGGAAGAAGGGGAAACCGAAUCCUGACCAGCGCUAUUUUCAUCUGGUUGUAGCCCUUCAGGCUCAGUGUGGAGAUCAGCGUUUCCCAGUUGUCACACAUGCAUCUGAGAAGAUAAUAGUUCGUGCAUCAAAUCCAGGACAGUUUGAGAAUGACAUGGAAGUGUGCUGGCAAAAAGGAGGGUUGGGAGACACCAUUUUUCACAUUGGUCAGGUGGGUGUGAAUACGGAUCGACCAGAUGAAGCCCUCGUUGUUCAUGGGAAUAUCAAGCUCACCGGCCACAUGAUCCAACCCAGUGACAGACGUGCCAAGUCCAUCAUCAAUGAGCUGGAUUCUCGGAAGCAGUUGGAGAACUUGUCCCGGCUCAGAGUGGUAGAGUACAACUAUUCGCCUGAAGUGGCUGAACAUCUAGGCUUGAGUCGGUCUCAGGUCCGAAACACUGAUGUUGGGAUCAUUGCUCAAGAGUUGCAAGAAGUGCUGCCAGAGGCUGUAGAAAGUGCUGGAGAUGUGCGUCUCUCCAACGGACACCUAAUCUCCAACUUCCUACUUGUCAACAAAGAUCGACUUUUCAUGGAGAACAUUGGUGCUGUGAAGGAGCUACAUCGGGUCACUCUUGGGCUUGAAUCCCGUGUUGAGCGUCUUGAGAACAAGCACAACCACAAGAAGCGCUACCCCUCUGCAUCAUCUGCUUCUUCUUUCUCCUCCCUCCGAUCCCAUGGUGGAAAGUACCAUUCGAGGGAAAGAUCUUCAUCACAGCACAGUCAUUGUCGCUUCAUCUCAACUGCUGUCAUUCUCAUCCUUGCUCUCUGUCUUGUGGCCAUGGCAACUGUAUAUAUCAUUGAAUAUCGGCGACGAGAGUCCUUGGUUGAUGUGAGGAGCUUAUUGGCACUUUUCCCAGUGGAGAAAGGGAGGGAAUUGGGGGGACCAUCAAGGAUAAUCGGAUCCUCGGAUGAGAUCUCCUUCCAUUUGCAGGCAUCAAUGUCUCCAUCCAACCCUUGGACACAUCGAAACCUUGUGGCAUCUCCAUCCCUGUCAACCCAAUCAGCAUCUGUAUCCUUCCACCCAUAUCAUCCCCGUCCGACACCCCUUGGGAGACCACCUCCCUGCUCUAUCUCUCCCACUGCAUCCAAUGGGAUCCUUGCCUCAUCCCCAUGUCAGGUCUUGUAUGUAGAUCCAACAGAAGAGAGUGAGGGUCUGUUGGAGCUGCAGAAUGAACUGGGUGCCAAGGAGGGAAAUCGAGCACCUCCUCUCCCCAUCCUUCAACUGAGAGAUGGAAGACACAUGGAACUCUUCUCUGAAAUGAUUUGGGAAAGAGGGACAAAUGGAGAACCAAUUGGAACAAAGCAGAAUCGUCCACGUCGACACACUCCCAUCAAUGAAUCCGUGUCACCCGCACUCAAAGAAUUUUCAGAGCCUCGAGUGGAAGGAAUCCAUGUUUAUGGGGAGGAUUGGAAUGCAACAGUGACAGGAGAAUAUUGCACAGAUGGUGCAUGUCUCAAGAAUGGGAUCGAUGGGCUCAAUUUUACUUAUGCCAUCCCCCUUUCUAAAUUCAUGCCUGAUGAGUUCAUUCACCUCCAGUUCAGAGUGGAGCCAGGAGCAGGGCAGCUAGAAGAGUGCAUGUCUCCAGUCCCAUUCUUGGCUUGUCCAUGGACUGAAGACUCCAAGCGAAAACGGAAAACAGGGUCUGGUGGAAACUUUGAAGUGGGAGCCAUGACUGCAGGUAUGGAAGGAGGAUCCAGGGUCGAUUUCAGGGUUUACUUGGGGUCGUGGCAGGUUGCGGCCUCUCGUUUCCGGCUCCCUCUCCUGCGCAGUUUUACUCCCAAUGAUGGAGGGCUGUGUGAAGCGGAAGCAGGAGGGUUUGUGGAGUACAAUUUUCUUUUCUACCGUGUCUGUGAUGCGUGAAAGCUGGGCUUCUUUCUCUCAGGCUGUGAUUUUUCUUGAUUCUUCCUCUUCUUUCUUUUCCUGUUUUUGCUCUUCCAAAUAUCUCUCCCUCUUUCUCUUGGUCACUCUUUACAUGACUUGCAUACAUUCCAUAUGCUCUGUUCAGGGUCAAUGCAAAUGUUUUCUUUUUAAAUACAAAUACCAUACUCAUUUCCGUCCUCAGUCGGUGAGAUCUGACAUUAUUGUGUGGC